Penicillium waksmanii is the source of this 1638-nucleotide messenger RNA. RefSeq names its product Proline-specific permease. The transcript has a single exon. Gene Ontology annotation, molecular function: amino acid transmembrane transporter activity. NCBI's taxonomy places the organism in Eukaryota, Fungi, Ascomycota, Eurotiomycetes, Eurotiales, Aspergillaceae. Gene Ontology annotation, biological process: amino acid transmembrane transport. Gene Ontology annotation, cellular component: membrane. The coding region runs from base 1 to 1638 and encodes 545 amino acids. The record is from RefSeq and is a predicted model, not a curated record.
AUGGAAAAGUCCACUCUCGCCGAGGACACCAUCCAGCCCGAUCCCGCGAAAUUCGACAAUUUUGAUGCCAACCCUAAGGAUGAGCUUCAGAUCAAUGUUGGUGGUCGCGGUGCCACCCAGCGACGUCUGCGCAACUAUCAUGUCACCAUGAUCGGCUUCUGCAGUGGUAUUGGUACUGGUUUAUUCGUUGGUACUGGAUCUGCCUAUGCUAAGGCUGGUCCUGCUGGUCUGUUGCUCGCGUACAUCGUUGUAGGAAUGGUACUGUGGGCUGUCAUGCAGAGUAUCGCCGAGCUAGCCACCCUCUUUCCGACCGCCGGUUCAUUCCCUCACUGGGCCACACGCUUCAUCGACCCCGCUGUCGGUUUCUCCCUUGCCAUUUCAUACGGAUAUUGUUACACAAUUGCGAUUGCAUCUGAAGUGAGCGCAGCAGCGGUCAUCGUCUCCUAUUGGAGCGACAUAUCGCCGGCUGUGGUCAUCACAGUUGGGUUGGUGCUGAUAUUGGCAAUCAAUUUGGGAAGUGUCCGGUUUUAUGGAGAAUCAGAAGUUAUUGGAGGAGCCAUCAAGGUCCUCUGCUUCUUGGGAUUGGUGAUCGUGUCUCUUGUUAUCACCUGUGGUGGCGGACCAAAUCACGAAACGAUCGGAUUCCGCUUUUGGAACAACCCUGGUCCGUGGACAAACUAUAACGGUAUUACCGGGCCAGCGGGCCACUUUCUUGGGUUCCUAUCGUCCUUUGUCAACGCCUCAUUCAGUUUUAUCGGUGUCGAGACCGUCGUCAUUUCUGCCGCCGAGUCGGUCGAUCCUCAUCGUGCUAUCCCAAAGGCUGCUCGCCGCGUGACCUAUCGCAUUGCGUUCUUCUACAUCCUCGGUGCGCUCCUAAUUGGAAUCAUUGUUGAUCCACGAACCUCUGCUCUUACCAAUGCUGCUUCCAACGCGAAAGCCUCUCCAUUCGUCAUUGCAAUUACCGAAGCCGGUAUCAGUGUUCUACCGUCCAUUGUCAAUGCUUGCAUUCUGGUCGCUGCCUGGUCUGCGGGUAACUCAUACUGCUGGGUUGGUUCGCGCAUGAUCGUGGCUAUGACCACUGAUCACCAACUUCCUCAAUAUUUCGGCCGCUGCAAUAAGAAGGGUGUCCCGUACGUUGCUGUCAUCGUAUCCUGGCUCUUUGGCCCCUUGGCCUAUCUGAGUCUUGGAACCGGUGGUGCCGCGCAAGCAUUCAACUGGCUACUCAAUCUCAGCACAGUUGCUGGGCUGAUCGCUUGGGCAACGCUCUGCUACUGCUACAUCCGCUUCUAUGCUGGAAUGAAAGCCCAGGGCGUUUCUCGCGAUACCUUGCCCUGGGCCGGGCCAUUUCAACCAUACACGGCGUGGUUCGGCUUCGUUGGCUCAACCAUUAUCACCCUGGUGGCAGGAUUUCCCGUCUUCCUGAAGGGCAACUGGGAUACUUCUAGCUUUGUUGCUUCCUACAUCGGUAUCCCAAUUUUUAUAGUGCCGAUCAUCGCCUGGAAGCUUUGGCAUCGAACCAAGUAUGUGCGGGCCUCUACCAUCGACCUUUGGUCCGGCCGUUUACAGGAAGGCGAGAUUUCGCUUCGCAAACCUCCCAGCACCACAGUCUGGGGACGUUUUGUCGACUGGCUUGUUUAG